This is a messenger RNA of Pteropus alecto (black flying fox), 6537 nucleotides long. It is a transcript of the gene ZNF205, whose product is annotated as zinc finger protein 205. NCBI's taxonomy places the organism in Eukaryota, Metazoa, Chordata, Mammalia, Chiroptera, Pteropodidae. Gene Ontology annotation, biological process: negative regulation of transcription by RNA polymerase II. The record is from RefSeq and is a predicted model, not a curated record. The transcript is spliced from 8 exons. Bases 1390 to 3279 code for a protein of 629 amino acids. Gene Ontology annotation, cellular component: nucleus. Gene Ontology annotation, molecular function: DNA-binding transcription activator activity, RNA polymerase II-specific; RNA polymerase II cis-regulatory region sequence-specific DNA binding; DNA-binding transcription repressor activity, RNA polymerase II-specific.
GGGCUCCUGGGGCUCCUGCGGCUCCCAACGCUUCCUCUGCGGCCGCUUCGCCCUAGGGGACAGAGCCGCUGGGGCGUCUCCUCGAAUCUGGGGGUGAAUGGGCCGCGGGCCGCGUGAACUCCCACGACUUGGUCUUCAGUGGCCCUGGGGGUUCUUAGUUUUUUCUACUUUAAAAAACGUUUAUUCCUGGGACCCCCAUUUAACACACUGGUUUUCUUCUCUUUCGACGGUUAACAUUCGCUUUUCUGUUUACUCAAUUAUUCCUGUUUUUCUUGGCCUCUCCCACAUUCCUUUAUUUUUUCCUAUGAUUUUUCCUUUCUAAGGCUAGAUCUCUGAAUUUUCCUGUCUCCAGCCUGGCUUAACUACCUUAAUUAGUACCUGGUUAUUGUUGUUUUUGUUACUUCAGAUGCUUCUUUUUUUCUAGUUCUUUUUCCGGGUGUUUUUUUGUAAGGUCAUCUUUAAGACCUGAGUAAGCUCCCAGGCCAAUCUCUGAGGGUAGACCGUGAUUUAUUUCCUAAAGGUGGCGUCUUCUCCUUACUCAAGCGCAGUGAAGCUGCCUGAUACCAGAGUUGGCAUUUGUGUUUGCCGUGCCUGAAGCUCCGAUAAGCAACUUCAUCCAUGAUAGCUAUCCCUAUGACAGGCUCCUGAGGAGGAACCCAGAGGACCUGCUGACCAGCCUGGGGACCUUAAAUGAAAUCCAGGGACAUCUCCACAGAGACACCAUAGACCUUCAGAAGCACUGAAGGGUGCUGAAAAGGACCAUCAUGCCCCUCCACCCAGCAGUGUCCUUCCUCCUUUGAGGAUAGUUGCAAUGCUCUCUUUGAAACAUCAGAUAUCAAAAUCCUCCCACAAAAUAUAUUUUCCCAUUUUGGAGCCCCUGCUUGGCUGGUAUCACAAGUAUGUAUGAGCCUGGUAAAGUGAUCAUGAGCUGGCAAUGCAGAUCUGGAAGUCACCUCUCUGCCAAGAGCAGGUGCAGCUCGCCUUGGGACCCCAGACCCGGAACCCUCGAAGCCAGGAACCCUGUAGGACUGCAGCUGCACGGGGAACAGGAUUUGGGAGGGACUUCCUGUUGUCCUUAAUCCCAGUCUCCACCCGGCUCCCGUUGCUGGCUGCAGAGACUCCUUUCCCAGGGGAGGGGGCCCUGCUUCCCAAGGUGCCCCCUCCACCUCCACCUCAGUAAGAGGGGGGCUUGGGAGGUCCCCUGGACCCUGAGACUCUUCUGGGUGGCUGCUGGCAAGAGGAAACGGGGUCAGAGGUGGACAUCUUGGAGAGAAGGGCCGGGACUCUGGUUGGGGAAGGGGAAGGACAUCAUCUGGGAAUGUUCCUGGCCAGAGCUGGAAGGGGCUCGGCCCAUAAGAGGAAACUGUGCUUUUAGCUCUGAGAUAGAAAAUGUCUGCAGACGGUGGAGGUAACCCUGCUACCCAGGACAAGGAGAGAGCCCAAGAGGUUCCAGGUCAUGGGCAUCCUUGUCAAGAAAUGCUUUCCCAGUCAAAGGAGAUGGUGCCUUUGGGAGCCACUCAGGAGUCACCCCACAUCAAGACAGAGCCUCAAGAACUGCACCCCGAGGGGGCAUCACAGGAGGACAGGGAUCACGGAGCUUGGGGCUGGACACCCCUAAGCCAGGGAUCUGCAGAGAAAGCUCUUUUCCUGCCUGGCAGAGCCCUCCCCUCCCCCCAGUUCCCUGUGCUUUCCCAUGAGGGGAGGACCAGAGACCGGCAGAUGGCUGCGGCACUCCUCACCGCCUGGUCCCAGAUGCCAGUGACCUUUGAGGAUGUGGCUUUGUACCUCUCCCGGGAGGAAUGGGGACGGCUGGACCACACUCAGCAGAGCUUCUACCAUGAUGUCCUACAGAAGCGGAAUAGGCUGGCCUUGGGUAAGGGCUGGCGCUUACACUGGGGCGGCAGCUUCCUGAGGCCCUUGAUGUCAGAGAGUUUCCCUUCAGCAGAACUUUUUGGGCCUCCCAAGUUCAGGGCAAGGGUAAGGCCUCAAGCUCGUGCCAGCAGACAGGAGAUGAGGAUAAGAGAGGUGCGUGCAGAGGUGAUGGGUGGGCAGUGGGGUCAUCACUGUCACUCCUGGGUGCCCCUUGUCAGUGCAGGCUCUGUUUCCCAUGGGGUGCAGACACAUGGCCCUUCCUGGGGGAAGGGCUCCCAUCGGGUCCUUUCCUUUGUCUCCAUCUCUGGAAUUCCCCUGGAUCCCUCACAAAAGCCUCUCUGGCUGGAAACCCUUUCUCCAGGAGCGGUGGAGGUGGGAAAGGAGCCUAUGCCAUGCCCGGCAUCCCAUGGGGAUGUGAAGUCCUUCAGGACCAGGGCAGAGAGAGCCCAUGGGGACAGCCUGCAGUGUGGGCAGCAAGCAGCUAGAGGCCAGAGCCCUGGGCCAGCCAAAGAUGAUGGGCAGCCCAGUCCCCUGGAGGAGAGACAGCCAGAACCAGCCCCACUCGACACCGGUCUCCCAGAGAAAUCCAGUGAGGAGGAAACCGGGGCCCCUGAGAGCAGUGAGGAGGGCCUGGCCCCUGAUGGCGAUGGUGACGCCAGUAAGAAGACCUACAAGUGUGAGCAGUGUGGCAAGGGCUUCAGUUGGCACUCCCACCUGGUGACACACCGGCGCACGCACACAGGCGAGAAACCCUAUGCCUGCACAGACUGCGGCAAGCGCUUCGGUCGCAGCUCACACCUCAUCCAGCACCAGAUCAUUCACACGGGCGAGAAGCCCUACACCUGCCCCUCCUGCUGGAAGAGCUUCAGCCACCACUCGACACUGAUCCAGCACCAGCGCAUUCACACAGGUGAGAAGCCCUAUGUGUGUGACCGCUGUGCCAAGCGCUUCACCCGUCGUUCGGACCUGGUCACCCACCAGGGCACGCACACAGGUGCCAAACCCCACAAGUGUCCCAUCUGCAGCAAGUGCUUCACUCAGAGCUCGGCCCUGGUCACCCACCAGCGCACCCACACAGGGGUCAAACCCUACCCAUGCCCCGAGUGCGGCAAGUGCUUCAGCCAGCGCUCCAACCUCAUCGCGCACAACCGCACACACACUGGCGAGAAGCCCUACCACUGCCUCGACUGUGGCAAGAGCUUCAGCCACAGCUCACACCUCACGGCCCAUCAGCGCACCCACCGUGGCGUCCGGCCCUAUUCCUGUCCCCUCUGUGGCAAGAGCUUCAGCCGGCGUUCCAACCUACACCGGCAUGAGAAGAUCCACACCACGGGGCCCAAGGCCCUGGCCAUGCUGAUGCUGGGGGCAGCAGGAGCUCUGGCGGCACCCCCACCAGCUCCCACCUAGGAGGCGAGGAAGGUGGGUCCAGGCCCCCAAGGAGGAACAAGGGCAAGGGAAGGGUGUUGGGGAGGUGCUGGCUUUGGGAUGGGGCAUGGCAACGGAAAGAACUAAGGCAAGGAACAGGCACGCUAGCUGCAAAUUAAAGGCCUUGGAAUUCAAGCCACGGCCUAUUUCUCUGUCUUGGGGGGCCCUGGUGGCUGACCCCAGACUGGGAGGCUCUUGGGUCAACCAUAUGUCCUCACUCAGGUACCCCUGAGUCAUCACUCUCAGGGCUUGGGCACCCUCUUUCCCAGCCUUGAUCUGCCUUAGGGCCCAAUCCAGAUGUCUGGGACCAUAAGUCUCCAGACAAAGAGAUGGCUGGGACCAUAAGUCUCCAGACAAAGGCUUCUUAGCACAGAGAAGUUUCAAGACCUGAAGCCAACCAGCCUUUUCUGGAAUUGUGGGCCCUCUGGCUGGUGGUCUGCUGCUGUCAUCACUCUCAUCCCAGGGCCAUUGCCCAUUGAGCCCUGGACCCUCCCUCUGUUCUUUAGGAGCUGGGAGCUGGGCAGAGCCAGCUUGAGGACUCAUGCUCAUUGUCUCCUGUCUGCCCUGUCUUCUUCUCGGGCACUGGGGCCGAGUUUUGUAACUGGCCUUUUUCUAUCUGCUUCCACUGGGGGCCAACUGUAAUCCAGUGAGAAUUGCUCACUUACCAGGGACCACUGUCCCUCCUGGUCCUUUCUGAGGCUGCUGCCAUCUCCUUCUGCUACAUGGCCUCUUCGUACAUGUCCUUUGUGAUUUGCCCUAUCUACCCCUGCCUGGCUGCUUUACUCCUGGCUUUUGUUUUUUUUUUGUCUCUGUACUUUCUAUUUCUUAUUCUCUACUAUUUUUUCUGGGAGGGGUGGACUCAGCAUGCUUAUUAUCCAAGAUUUUCAACUCAGCUCCCAAGAUAAUAUGCAUUUCUCACCUUGAGGACAUCUGCAUCAGGAAGGCCAUUGAGAUCCCACCUGGCUCUGUGGAUCAUGAGGCCAGCAGUAUGGCUGCAGCCCUAGUUGGCUCCCAGCUCCUAAAGUACAAAGUGUCUUGAACAAGAUAGCAUACUGAUGAUAGUAUAAUAGCUGCCAGCUGCCCUGCCAGGUGUGGGGCUAAGCACCAUAUAUAUGUCACCUCUACUCUUCCCAAUGCUGAGCAGUGGGUUUUAUCCCAGUUUUAUAGAUGGGGAAGCUGAAGCUGAGAAGUUCAAUAACUUGCCCAAAGUCAUACAACCAGAGAGCUAGAAGCUGGGGUUCAGGGCCAUGGAUUUUACCAUGUUAAAAAUAUCUCCAUUUCCAUGCACCCCAACAGCUAUUGACUGUCUAGUGCAUGAUAUUAUGAGGCAGGGCUGUCUAAAAAGAGUAAGAGUAGAUUUGACAUUCUGGAUUCUGGACUCAGCUGAAAUACUUACUAGUGGGAGCCCAGGCAGGACUUGGUGGUAUCUGGGAGGUCUCAGUGGAAUUUAGGGUUAGCCUGCUGACAGGACUGGUUGAAUUAGAUGGUUCUUUCACAAAGAGGCAAGAAAGCAAGCAGUUUUCUCUCUCAGCUUGUUUUCCUGCCUCUGAUCACAGCUAUAAAUGGAAUUUCUCUGCUUGGCUCAGUGUGAGGGGCUGGGGGGAGCUUAUGCACGUAAAGCAGGCUUGCUGUUCCCAGGAGCUUGUUUCCUAAAAAAAGAGGCAGGAAGAAGACUUGUUAAAACAACACUGGAGGUUGUCAUCACUUGGCCCAAGCUUAGCACAGAGUACUCAUUUGAACAGUGGCUAUUUGCUUCCUUGGGCUGCAUCGCCAGCACGUUGGGGCUUGAGUGACUUGGUGAUCUGUGGAGUGAGCCAAGGAGUCAUUUAAAAACUUCACUCUGCCCUCUGAGAUCAGAGAUCACAGUAUCCAGGAGAAACUGUUUCUCCUUUUCAUAGCACAGUGAAGAGGAAUGUGGUUCCAAGAACCCCAUAGGUCUCUGCUUCCUAGAUCUCCAUCCAGAGUCCACCAUUUUGGGACAGACCUAGCAAAAGCAUUUUAAGAGUGGAACUUGGCUGGGGCGUUGUGGAAGGGCCUGGAAUGUCACGGUGGAGGGUGUUCAUUAUUUGGUGAGUGAUGGAGCAUCACUGAGAGGUAGCAGGCGGAUACCACACUGUUGGUGUCUCUGGGUAGGAGUUGAGGCUCAGAAGUGUGGCCUGCUUUCUCCUGGCUUCUCAAACUUGACAUCCCAGCUUAAGGGCACUGGAGAACAUGACCAGGUUGCUUAUGGUAAACCUGCACGUUCGAAGGAGGGUGAGGGCGGAGCGGGGAAUAUUCCCACUAAGCUUCAUACACCUUUCCCGUGUGGCUGAAGGCUUGGCCCAGGUGCUGGCUGAAAGCGCUCUGGGCCCAGAUGGCCGCGCUGCCCUCCCCAUGCGGAGACGUAGGCCUGAGCACAGCGCUAUUCCGGACAGUUCCUCGCGAGUUCGAGUGACCAAGCCAAGCGGUAAGGUCUGGAAACCUGCCAGGGUCUUCUCUGGGGACCAGCCACACGAGGUCACCUCGCAGCCUGGAGGAUCGGUUCCGGAAGGCCCCGCCCCCCUGCUGCCCUUAGCCAAUCUAGUGUCCCGGCGGAGAGGGGCGGGCUCCAGCAAAACUGGCCAAUUAUGGCUGGAGUUCUCGGAGCGGGCUCUUCCACGCCCCCAAGACGCACUAUUGCCGGGGCAACUGUCAGAUGCUCCCGGCUUUGAAACUUUGGUUUUUUCCCUUACUCUCGCGUCGACUGCGGGAGGAACCUACCACCCGGGCUGGACUCGGCUUCGUCACCAGCCCCUGACCCUUCAGAGUCGGCCCUGGGCCUACCACUGAGAUGCGAAGCCUCCUGCUGGCCUAGAGAGGAUGCAGACGGAAGGCCAGGGCCACAUCCGGCUUCGCGCACGGAGCACGGGCGUGUAGUUACGGAGACCGAGACCCGGGUAAUACGAUCCCUUACGGUGGCCGGGCGGUGAGCGGCGCUGGGGGCGUCCCGGCCCCAUCCCAGACACCUCCCGCGGGCACUCUAGCAACUUUUGAGCCCGGAGCAGGGCCUGACGGUGCUGCUAGGGAGAGCUGGGCGCGAGUGCGGCAACGGCUUGGAGGGAGACCGCGGUCCUCUUCUAGAGGAGCCGGAGAACGCCCCUGCAAGGAGGGAACGUUUAAGCUGAAACUUGAAGAAUGACAGGCCAUUUUAUAAGGAUUUGGGGGCAGAACCUUCCAAGCUAGGAAAACAAAAUGAAUAAAGGCCUUGUCAUGAGGAAGAAA